UCCCUCGCUCUCUUUUUCUCAAGUUGUGCAAAGGUGCCUCCUGCAGCAGCGAGGCGCUGCAAUUCCCAGGGACUAGGGAGGCUAUUCUAAGGAGCGACAAGUGCCCCGCUGGCUCUCCUGCAAGCCCCGGCAGUGUGAGGGGAAGAAAACUUUUCCAAGCCCUCCUCAAAGAGCCUGCUCAUCAUCUGGAUCAAAAGACAGAAGGACAGCCGACAGCCAUUGUGCUCCUUUGAAGAAAGACAACCCAAAAAGCCAUGAUGCUCCCUCAAAUGACCCCAUUGCUGCUGGCAGUGAUGGUUGGCGUCUCCACAGUAGCUGGAGGGGGAGCAGGAGGGGGUUAUGCACAGAUCAAAUACAUGCAGCCUGUGGUGAAGGGACCUCUUGGCCCGCCAUUCCGGGAAGGCAAAGGACAGUAUAUAGAUAUGCCACCACCACUCCUGCCAAUGGACCUCAAAGGGGAACCUGGACCUCCUGGGAAGCCUGGCCCAAGAGGUCCUCCUGGCCCACCUGGCUAUCCGGGGAAACCAGGCACUGGCAAACCAGGACUUCACGGCCAACCAGGCCCUGCUGGCCCACCUGGCUUUUCUGGCAUAGGCAAACCAGGUAUCCCUGGGCUUCCUGGCAAGGCAGGGAUGAAAGGGAUGCCUGGGAUGAAAGGGGAGCCUGGCAUCAGAGGAGAGCAAGGGCCAAGGGGCUUGCCAGGUCCACCAGGGCUGCCUGGACCAGCUGGUAUAUCUGUUAAUGGUAAACCAGGCCAGCAAGGUAGUCCAGGACUGCCAGGAUUCCGCGGGGAGCCUGGAGCAAAAGGAGAGCCUGGUCCCCGUGGUGAGCGGGGCAUGAAGGGUGAAAAUGGAGUUGGAAAGCCAGGGUUGCCUGGGCAACGAGGGAAUGGAGGAGCCCCUGGCCCUGCAGGGCCUCCAGGACCUAUGGGCAUUGGGAAACCAGGUCUUGAUGGAUUGCCUGGUGCUCCAGGUGAGAAAGGUUUUUUGGGGCCUCCAGGUGAACCAGGUAUUAAUGGGCAGCCUGGGCCUAUGGGUCCACGUGGCCCCCCUGGAAUUGAUGGAAUUGGCAUACCAGGUGCUGCUGGUAUACCAGGCAUACAAGGCCCUCUGGGUCCUAAGGGGGAACCUGGCAUCCGUGGUCUUCCUGGUAUGCCUGGGCCCACAGGGUAUGGAAAGCCAGGUCUGCCUGGCUUAAAGGGAGACCGUGGUCAACCAGGCAUACUUGGAGCCAUUGGUGACAAAGGGGAGCCUGGAAUAGAUGGUGAACCAGGAGAAAUGGGCCCCCCUGGUGUUACUGGGUCACCAGGUCCUCCUGGUUCUAUGGGUAUGCCAGGCAAGCAUGGGAUUCCUGGCCCUAAAGGUGAGCCUGGACCAGCUGGGCCUGCAGGACUCCCAGGCAUGCGUGGGGACCAAGGGCCCAGUGGUUUUGUGGGGAAGCCGGGAAUUCCUGGAGAGAGGGGAUUACCUGGGCCCCAAGGGAUGCCUGGCCCAAUGGGCCCCAAAGGGGAAAAUGGUUUUAUAGGGCUUCCCGGGGUGCCAGGACAAAUAGGGCCUAUAGGCUCUAAGGGGGAUGCUGGUAUCCCAGGGCAACCAGGCCUUCGAGGCCCAUCAGGCAUACCAGGUUUACAGGGGCCUUCUGGUCCAAUGGGCCCUCAAGGUUUACCAGGCCUCAAAGGAGAACCUGGCUUCCCAGGGCCACCAGGAAAUGGGAAAGUAGGUGAACCAGGAAUUGUUGGUCCCAUGGGGCCACCAGGGGUUCCUGGAAAUCCAGGAUUAAAUGGGCCACCGGGACCACCAGGGCCACCAGGACCACCUGGUGCUCCAGGGAUGUUUGACGAGACAGGCAUUGCUGGCCUUCAUUUGCCAGAUGGAGGUGUAGAGGGAGCAGUGCUGGGGAACGGCAAGCACGGAAAGCCACAGUAUGGCAGAGGGGAACUAUCUGCCCAGAUGGUACCUGCCUUCACUGCCAUCUUGACCUCGCCAUUCCCAGCCUCAGGUAUGCCAGUAAAAUUCGACAGGACUUUGUACAACGGGCAUAAUGGCUAUAAUCCCGUGACAGGGAUCUUCACGUGUCCCAUCUCUGGCAUCUACUACUUUGCCUAUCAUGUUCAUGUUAAAGGAACUAAUGUCUGGGUGGCACUUUACAAGAACAAUGUACCUGCCACCUAUACCUAUGAUGAAUACAAAAAGGGCUACUUGGACCAGGCUUCCGGAAGUGCCGUGCUUGAACUCAAAGAGAACGAUCAAGUCUGGGUCCAGAUGCCAUCAGAUCAAGCCAAUGGUUUGUACUCCACUGAAUACAUCCAUUCUUCUUUUUCUGGAUUCCUUCUUUGUCCCACAUAACAGCUGUUGGACAUAUCUUCUUUUAUCUACUUUAGCCAUAAACUGUCUUUCAAAAGAAUAAGCAAAUACAAAAUGUCACUGGGAAGAUGGUACAGACUAGUGGUGAAGAACCAUUUCAGCCAAGAAGAGAGACUUUACUGGCAGUAUUUUCAGUACCAGUCUUUGUAUUCAGAAUUUAGUUUUCCCUAGUGACUGUACAUCAGACACAGAUGCUAACUUGGGGAUUAGUUGCCAGUCAAUACUCUUAAGAUGCACGGAAGGCAUUUGAUUGAUGGCAGCACAUGGAGAACUGCAGCCUGCAAUGUAUAAAGAUGUAGACUUUCUUAUUAGAUUGAGGCAUCUCCUUCCAAAUUUAGCAUUUGCUCAUGUUUCAGUUUUCUGUUGUAAAAUGUGACCGGAGUCAGUCUCUUGGGGUAACAAAGACUCAACAGGGUGAAUUGUCAAAGUUCAGAACGCUUUGCAUGAACAUCUUCUACAGAAUGAUCAACACAUUUCUACAGUAUCCUGUCUGAAGUAUAUCGAGAACGGGAUGGCUAGCAAAACAUAUUCCAGAGCCAUUCAGAGACUGUUGUGAUCCCAUGCCCCCUCCAAGACUCUCUAAAAGUCACAUUAAUAUGUUGACAAGGAAAAAUACUUGACACCCACACCUUGUGCAAGCAGUGGCCCAAAAACAUCAUCGGCCCUGUGAAUGGGGUGCCUGACACUUCCAGUACAAAGGCACUACAAGGCAUAGUUUCCAAUGCUCACUUUCACCGCUGGAAAAGGAUGUGUUACACUAUCUUCAAAGUGCCAGUUAAUAGACAGUUUUGUGUUUUUUCAGGAUGUGUAAAUUUUUUUGUUCUUGUUGGAGAGGCUGGUGGGAGCACCCCGCCUCCAUGAAAUUUUUGAUUUACAAAAAGUAGAGUUCAUUUGUAACUUUCCAUUCGGUUGUUUUUGACAACGGUGCUAUUAGCUACUUUAAUGUUAUUCACAAGUAUAGUGCAAUAUCUAUCACAAAAAGGUGCAAAAUGUUAUGUGCAAAGAUUUCUGUGAUUAAGAAAAAAGGAAAAAUGUCAUUGUCUUUUUUUUAAACCACUGUCUCACUAAUGCUUGAAAUGUCACCCAUCUGACUCUGGGUUACAAGGUUACUCACAGCUUUUGGAAAGAGGAGGUGUGGAUUGUUGAUCAAGUGAAUAUCUUAGGAGCAUUCAAAGCCUUUUGUUCUACAGAGUGCCUGAAGAAAUAGUGAUGCCUUAUGUUGUUCUUUUUUAAAAAGAGAGAGACCUCAUCCUGGAGAAACAAGAUGCUGUUUAAAUUAUACCCCAUAAAAUAAUGCUAAAAAUCCCUUUCUGCAUAGAACUGUUCUGAAG
This is a messenger RNA of Heteronotia binoei (common prickly gecko), 3694 nucleotides long. It is a transcript of the gene COL8A2, whose product is annotated as collagen type VIII alpha 2 chain. The coding region runs from base 255 to 2345 and encodes 696 amino acids. Gene Ontology annotation, molecular function: protein binding. The transcript has 4 exons. The record is from RefSeq and is a predicted model, not a curated record. Lineage: Eukaryota; Metazoa; Chordata; Lepidosauria; Squamata; Gekkonidae.